AUGGGCAACACAAUCGCACUCCCAAUUAUCUGCAGCAUCUCCGCCUACGGCGUUCUCCUGUUGGCUCGGACGAUCUACCGCACCUUGACGUCCUCACUCCGAUUCAUCGAUGGCCCGGCGACAUCAAACUUUGUCUUCGGUCACUCCGUCGUGCUUUCGGAUGUGCCAGAGCAAGGGGACCAAUGGCGGAAACUUUACGGAGCCACUUUCAUGGCCAAGAACCUACUCUGGGAGGAUGACUUGCACACGGUCGACAUCAAAGCUAUCGCCCACGUCCUCAGCCACGGCUCGCUGUACCCGAAAAACCCUGGAUCGGUUGCAAGUCUGCGUCGUAUACUCGGCGAGGGACUUCUUUCCGUCGACAUGGAUCCGCAUAAGCGUCAGCGCAAAAUUCUGUUGCGAGACAUUUUGUCGGCAGAUGUCGAAAAGGCCGGUGGAACCGCAACUAUAGAUCUUGCUGAAAUGUUCCGUCGGGUCACGUUGGACAUCAUGGGACAGACCGGGUUUGGCUACAACUUCAACUCGCUCGAGUCAGGCGGCAAGAAUGAAGGAGAACUGAGCAGAGCUUUCCACAUGCUGUUCCGCGGACCGAACGCCAACUUGAAUAUUGCUGUGCAGAUCGCUCAGGGCGCGAUGCCGAUCCUUCAGUAUCUUCCCCUUCCUGGCUGGAGAAACACCCAGUCUGGGAAAAAGACGCUGCGUACAGUAGGAACGGAGCUUUUGCUCAAGGCCAAAGCCGAAGCUCGGGCACUCGGAGAGAAAGAUCUGGGCUCGGGCCGAGAUCUCCUAUCAGUCCUAGUCAAGGCGAACAUGUCGGCAAAUCUCCAAGACAGCCAACGUUUGAGCGAUGAUGAGGUCAUAGCCCAAAUCCCGACGUUCCUCCUUGCAGGGCAUGACACUAGCAGCAUCGGGCUCGGCUGGGCAGUCCAUGCGCUGUCGCGGCAUCCCGCUGUGCAAGACAAGCUGCGCCAGGAGCUGCUUUCUAUCGAGACGGAAACACCGACCAUGGAGGAACUGAACGCUUUGCCAUACUUUGAGACCGUGAUGAGGGAGACUUUGAGGCUCUACGCUCCAGCAGUCUUUGUUCAGCGUGUGGCGUCACAAGAUGAUGUUUUACCACUCGGCAAACCGUAUGUGGACCGGUGGGGUGUAUCUCACGACACUCUUCCCAUCACUAAAGGACAGUUGGUCACAAUUCCGAUCCUGGCUGUCAAUAGAGACAAGGCGAUCUGGGGUCAGGAUGCCCUAGAGUUCAAACCUGAGCGGUGGGAUAACCUCCCGGAGGCCGUCCAUUCCAUCCCUGGAGUGUGGGGUAAUCAAUUGACUUUCGUUGCUGGCGCUCACAACUGCAUCGGCUUCCGGUUUUCAGUGGCUGAACAAAAAGCUAUCUUGUUCAGUCUAGUCCGGGCUUUCAAGUUGUUGCCAAGUGUUGAGCCGGUCGGCCCGGUCAUCUCAGCGCAGCUCCAGCGGCCAUCCUCGUUUGUUUCCGAUGGAAAGGGUGGAAUGGUGCCAACGGGCGGGCUUUCUAUGGUGCUCAAAGCUUAUCAAGGUUCUGAUAUGUGA
Molecule: messenger RNA, 1563 nt
Organism: Mycena citricolor
Lineage: Eukaryota; Fungi; Basidiomycota; Agaricomycetes; Agaricales; Mycenaceae
Source: the annotation of a GenBank genome assembly